CCACGGGGGUUGAAAAUACGAGAAUGUUGGAAUAAUAUGAUCGAAAUAAUACGUCAUAAUCAUGAUUAUUUUAUUCAAACUGCUUACAACCGUGUCAUAACAACUCAGCUUUCGGAUACAUUCGGAUACAUUUAUAACUGCAGUUACUGGCCAAAAAGUAAAGUUCUAUCCGUCAGAAUAUAGAAGGGUACCUAUUACAGCUGGUACCUGAAAGACCUACAGGUUUCCGGCGGUGUACUCCAAUAAGCCGUUCGUAUUUUGUAGUUUAUAACUAUAAAACGGCUUAACAUACGAAUAACGUAAUCGAAUAUAAUGAUAGUAUGACGGUGCGCACGCGUUUGUCGGUAGGUACCUACAUCUAUUAAGGCGUGAGUGUGCGCGAACAUGUGUACAAAAUAAAAUCGAUAUAAUGCGCGUAUCGAAAAUGCCACGCAAUAGGGUUUGCGCGACGGCCGUGGAGGAGAGCAGAAGUUUGAAUAAUGAAAACGCACGAAUGGGGGAAAAAAAAAAAGGAAGGAAGGAAGGAAGGAAGAAAAUAAUCAGCAUUGAGACGCCAGCGGAAGGGUGCUAUAGCGCUAUCUAGCCGGCGUAUAAAAUAGCGCCUCGCGAAGGAUAAACGUAUUUGGACGGAAAAAAGUUAAUAAUUUAGUCAUAGACUAAAAUAAGUCACGAACAAUAAUAAUAAUAAUAAUGAUAAUAAUAGCAAAUAAUAUUCGAAUGGAACGACGUAAACAUCGCGACCUCUCUCUGCAGUCGGUUUUCGGUCGAUCGUUCGUCCGCGGUCAAUACGAACGGCCGACAUUGAGCAGGUACCUACCUACUUCAUGCAUAUUUUGUACGUUCAAUAGUAAACAUGACGACGGUAUAAUCGGAACGAUUAGAGUAAUAAUAAUAAUGUUAUUUUUUCGACGUUUUCUAGCGGAUACGGAGACUCAAUACCGCCACGGGCGCGACAGUCCAAAAUUCGCGUGACCCCGCCGCCACGCCCCACCGCUUGAGCGUUGGCCGUGCUAUCUCUCGCGACAUUAUCGACUGAGACUUGAAAAAAAUAACAUUGAAACGUUAGCAUUUCAGCGUGUGUUUUGUGGACGUUACAAUAUUAUUAUUACGAGCGCACGCAGGUACAUCACGCCCCGACGUCCCACGCAACAAUAAUAACAUCGUCUCGUGUGCACUAUCAGCGCACGUAAUUUUAUUGAUAACGUCGACGGCGACGCCGGUUAUCUCUCCUUCUCGCCUCUAUCGCUCAUUCGCUCGCCAUCGCGGUCGUACCGUUUCACGCAGGCAAUAAUAAUAAAUAAUAAUACGAAAUAGGUAUUGAAACGACGCCGAGCGACGUGUGGUUUUGCAGAGUUCGAUUAAUCGGCGAGACGGAGAUCUGACCGUCGAGAAAAAAAAAAUCCUAACCGUACGGCGGCGGCGGCGGUGUGUGUGUGUACGUUCAUCGCUUAAAACGAGGACGCGCGCGCCGACCGGUGGUGACUAAACGUGCAGAGAGAGAGAGAUAGAGUGAGCGACCGUGCGUGCGUGUGUGUGCGUGCGUGAGCUAGUGUGUGUGUUACUGUGUGUGUGUGUACGUGCUCGUGUUUGCCGUGUGGUCCGUAGCGUACGUUCCGCAGGCUUUUGAAUAAUUCACGUCGCUCGCACACCGUAGGCGGUACCCGCUUUUUUCCUUCUAUCGACUUUUUCCCGCCCAAAAAACCCAUCGGAAUUCACAUUUCGUUUUAUCGGCCCAUUAUUAUUCAUCGCCGUCCACAGUGAGCUCAGGGUCCCGUCUCUGGCGCGAGGACUGCUCAGAGCGACGACGACGACGACGACGACUAUACACCACCCGCCCACACGUCGCGAAUACCGCUUUUCUCCGGAGACGCGAUCGACCGCGUGAUCCGAUACGUGUUUUCGGGCAGCUCCUAACCGUCAAUUCAGGGUUUCGCCGACACGAGAUCGUCUCUAUGUCGCUCUGCUCUCUCCGACGCCAACGUCAUCAAAACCACUGAACCCAGUCGUGCCCAGGUGAACGAACGACAGUGGUCCGCUGAACAUGUCUGUGGCCGUUUUGACUGCCAUCGCGGUUUUCAUCAUCGUCGUGUUUCGCAUGCUCAACGUGUCCAGCCAACCACAAAAGCCAUCCUUCGUUUGCAGGGACAAACAGUUCCUCAACAGAGUCCUCAAAUUCGCACCCCAACUCGAUGAGCCAUAUGUACCAACUAGAUUGUGGGGAUUCAGUGGUCAUGUUCAAACUAUUUUGUACAGUGUUUUUGGUAGAGUAAGGUGUCCAUGCCCCAAAGGAGACAGGAGAUUCUUAAAUCUCGAUGAUGGAACUACUUUAACAUAUGAUCUGUUUAAGCCAACUGUUAAUGAACCAGAGCUAGAGGACAUAACUGUAGUCAUAGUUCCUGGAAUUUGCAAUUCUUCAGAAAGUGAUUAUAUUCGAACAUUUGUUAAUUACACUCAAAAUCAAGGCUAUAGAUGUGCAGUUCUUAAUCAUGUUGGAGCUUUGCAUAAUGUACCUGUUACCGCUUCUAGAAUAUUUACAUAUGGUCACACAGAUGAUCUUCAUGUAAUGCUUUGCAAUUUAUCUGAGCAUUAUCCUAAUACUAAAAUUAUAGUUAUUGGAUAUAGUAUGGGUGGUAACCUAGUUACUAAAUACCUUGGAGAAUCUCGUCAUAAUAGACCAAGUAGUGUUAUCGCUGGAGUAUCUAUAUGUCAACCAUAUGAUGCAUUAAAGGCUACUGGUGUUUUAUUACAUUGGCAAAACUUUCGAAGACUUUAUUUGUAUGCAUUAACAGAAGCAAUAAAAGCUUUAAUCUUGAAACAUAGAAGUAAACUAUUGGCAGACGAUAUUAAAGAACAAUAUUCAUUAAUUGAAAAAGAUAUAAUAUCUGCUGCUACGUUACCAGAACUUGAUGAUGCUUAUACCAGGAAAGUCAAUAAUUUUAAAAACCUUCAUGAGUUUUACCGAUGGUCAAGUUGCUUGCAUUACAUAAACAAUGUAAAAACACCAAUGAUAUUUAUUAAUUCAAGAGAUGAUCCAUUGGUGCCAGAAGAUUUAUUAAUACCUAUUCAAAAUUUUGCAAAAUCAAAAGAUAAUAUAUUGUACAUGGAACUGAUGCAUGGUGGUCAUCUUGGAUUUUUCGAAGGCGGAUUCUUGUAUCCUAACCCUAUAGCAUGGUUGGAUCGAACUUUAGUUUCAUUAUUGCCAGCUCUCAGAGAACAUUAUGUUGAUGACAUGAAAAAAACAACAGCAGUUUACUGAUUUUAUCCACUUUUAAUUAAAUACAAGUGUGUGUAUGCAUUUAUAUAUAUGUUUAUAUAUCAUGCUGUAAAUGAAA
Molecule: messenger RNA, 3332 nt
Organism: Melanaphis sacchari
Lineage: Eukaryota; Metazoa; Arthropoda; Insecta; Hemiptera; Aphididae
Gene: Hydr2
Product: abhydrolase domain-containing protein 2
Exons: 7
Coding region: 2042-3256 (404 amino acids)
Biological process (GO): medium-chain fatty acid biosynthetic process; medium-chain fatty acid catabolic process; acylglycerol catabolic process
Cellular component (GO): sperm flagellum; sperm plasma membrane
Molecular function (GO): acetylesterase activity; monoacylglycerol lipase activity
Source: RefSeq, a predicted model, not a curated record